AUAGUAAAUGAUGGAUUGGAGCUGAGGCCAAAGUACAAUGGGAUUCUCCACUGCAUGACCACUGUCUGGAAGCAUGAAGGACUACGAGGCUUAUAUCAAGGGGUAACACCAAACAUGCUGGGAGCAGGGGCUUCCUGGGGACUUUACUUUUUCUUUUACAGUGCCAUCAAAGCUUACAGGAAGGAAGGGAAGCUGGAAAGUCUUAGUGCAACUGAACACCUAGUGUCAGCUGCAGAGGCUGGAGCCAUGACUCUCUGCAUUACCAACCCAAUAUGGGUAACAAAGACACGACUCGUGCUGCAAUAUAACGCUGGUGUGGACCCAUCAAAGCGGCAAUACAGAGGAAUGUGUGAUGCUCUUGUAAAGAUAUACAAGAUGGAGGGCAUACGUGGCUUAUAUAAGGGAUUUGUGCCUGGUUUGUUCGGAACUUCACAUGGAGCACUUCAGUUCAUGGCAUAUGAGGAUUUGAAACUGAGAUACAACAAGUAUAGAAACAGAGUAUCAGACACAAAAUUGAACACUGUGGAGUACAUAAUGAUGGCAGCUGUAUCCAAAAUAUUUGCUGUGUCAGCAACGUAUCCCUAUCAAGUUGUGCGAGCUCGUCUUCAAGAUCAACAUAAUACAUAUUCUGGUGUGUUUGAUGUGAUCCGCAGGACGUGGAGGAAAGAAGGAAUUCAUGGAUUUUACAAAGGAAUUAUCCCCAAUGUAAUCAGAGUGACUCCUGCCUGCUGUAUUACCUUUGUUGUUUAUGAAAAUGUGUCUGGUUUUUUACUUGGUUUUAGGAAAGAAAAUAAUUAA
Nestor notabilis (Kea) is the source of this 798-nucleotide messenger RNA. RefSeq names its product solute carrier family 25 (mitochondrial folate carrier), member 32 (gene SLC25A32). The record is from RefSeq and is a predicted model, not a curated record. Gene Ontology annotation, cellular component: mitochondrion. NCBI's taxonomy places the organism in Eukaryota, Metazoa, Chordata, Aves, Psittaciformes, Psittacidae. The annotation marks the transcript as partial. Gene Ontology annotation, biological process: nucleotide transport; folate import into mitochondrion. Gene Ontology annotation, molecular function: FAD transmembrane transporter activity; folic acid transmembrane transporter activity. The transcript has 6 exons.